AUGAUCGUCCCUACUACGAAAACAAAAACAAAGAGACCUAUUCCCGCUUUGUUCAGUCAGUGUAUGCAGUUUUAUUCUCGCGAGAUUUGCAUCAACCUCAAGUGUUAUUCUUCUCUUUGCGGUCCUACCAAUAUCAAGGUAUGGAUUAAUGCUGCAGCAGAGCGAGGAGUUGAGAACUUCGACCUUUCUCUGCCUGACGAACGGGGCUUAGAAUGGAUGUCUGGUCGUAAGAUGAGCUUGCCAUCUGCCAUUCUCAGCAGCAGAACCCUCGUGGUUCUCAAGUUGAUGGGACUAACAGUGAAAGCUGAUUUGCCUGUUCAUCUUCCCUCACUUAAAAUCCUGCAUUUGUACCGCAUUCUUUUCAAAAAAAGUAGAGAUCUCGCCAAGUUUCUUUCUGGAUGUCCAGUUCUUGAGUAUUUGAAAGAAUAUCAGUUGGAUUUUUAUGACUCUCUAUGUGUGGGAGAGUUUAAAUGCUUACCCAAGUUGGUCAGAGCAUAUAUUCAUAGACUUCAUGUUCCGUUAGAAUCAGUUAGUAAUGUAGAGUUUCUGAGAAUAGAAGGGAUGUCUGAGCUGGACAAUAUGAACCCCAGUUUCAAUUUCAAAGACCUUAUUCCCAUGUUUCCGAAUUUAACCCAUAUUGAACUCGUCUAUUUUUUUUAUAUAAGUGAUUGGCUUGAGGUAGUAGAAAUGCUCAACCGUUGCCCAAAGCUUCAAAUUUUGGUCAUUAAUCUGGGUGUUAGAGAUGUAUUCAAAGAAUACGAAGAAGAUUGGCAGUACCCACAAUUUGUUCCUGAAUCCAUCUCAUUACACCUUAAAACAUGCCGUCUUUAUCAUUAUCAAGGCUCCGAGGCUGAUGCGAAUGGAGGAAAAGCAGUGAAAGCUGAAGAUAAGUCUAUUACUAAUUUUCAAUAA
Molecule: messenger RNA, 912 nt
Organism: Gastrolobium bilobum
Lineage: Eukaryota; Viridiplantae; Streptophyta; Magnoliopsida; Fabales; Fabaceae
Product: putative FBD-associated F-box protein At5g56700
Exons: 4
Coding region: 1-912 (303 amino acids)
Source: RefSeq, a predicted model, not a curated record